CAAUUUUCAUGCAGGUUUCAAAUGCCCACUGGUAGGCUGGUUUAAGAAUGGAGUUAAGCAGUCAUGGCGAAUGUUGUGAAUUCAGUGAUGAAAAGGACCUUGUGAAUACGUUUGGCGGUGUUGCUUAUGAUCAUGACAGCAUGCCCAAGGUGGUUGCCGUGCACACUUUGUUACCUGAGAAGUUGAACAAGGAGCACAGCUCUAUAAUUGAUAGGCUACCUAGGAAUAUUAUUGGGAUCAGAAGCAAGCCGAAGAAGUUAAGGAAUUUAAGCAUGGAAGGAAAGAGACCUGGGAUGUGGGCAUUGCAGGAAAGAGAGUUGGGAUGUGGGCAUAUGAACAAGAACGAAGACUAUCUCAAGACGGCAGAUGCAACCACAGAAGUGUGUUCUGUUGCUGAAAAAUUAUCACUUCCGUGUGAAAUCAAUACUCAGACUGUUACGUUUUCUGAGGACAGCAAUACCAGAAAUGGUAGCUUAGAAUAUCUUGAUUGGUUCAGCAUUGGUGUCUUGGCAGAAAAAAGUCCUGACGAACUGAACUUACAGCCAUGCUCAGGAAAAGGCUUGACAGCGGGGAAAAAUAACCGUGAAGGACAAAUCAUUGAAAGCUGUAGUUAUGAAAGUAUGCCAAAGUCUUCUACUAAAACUUUGAAAGUCGCUGCUAGUGGCAAAUUUGCUAGUAUAGACACUGAUGAAGACAAGAAGAGGGGUCAAGAGACAUGUAGCAAUAUUGGUAAAACCGCUGGUAAGUCCUCGCUGGAAAUGUGUCUGGCAGGAACUGAUAACCAGAAACAGAAAAUUGACUGUUUAAUUCCUCGGAAACGGCCGCGGAAGUCAAUUCCAAGGAAAAUCGACAUAAAGAGCGAGCAUUUUGGUUCUUGCUCCCACAGUACUGAUAGUGAAGAGACGCUAAGUGCCGAUGAGACGACUUCAGAAUUGUCAUCAAACAAGUGUACACCUGUAGUUUCUCCAAAAAGCUCAAGAUCGGAUUCAAUAUCUCCCAGAGGCACCAAAGUAAUCUUUAAGAGAACUGCAGGUACAAAGAUUUUUUUUUUUCAUUCUUGGCGUUCUGACAUAACACAUCUAUUCCCUAACUGUUUCGUAUCGUUCUGUGUUUCGAUACUAGGUGUUUGGUCUGUUUCGCCUCUGGUAUCGGACGUAGGGAGUUCAAACAGAGAGUCGGAUGCUGAUGAUGUUAAACAAAGCAAAAAGAUGUGUCUUUUCGCUGAUCGGCCGAUAGCCCCUCUUGUUAUUUGUGAUUCGUUGAACGCAAACUGCAAGGAACACUGUUAUUCUCCUGCGUUAGAUCGGGAAAUACGCAUCAAGGAACUCAUAAGAAAACGGGAAAAGCUUCUGGCAGAGGUUCGGCGGAGUAGAGCAGAAUCUCAAAUCAGCCUGUUAUGAUUCACACCAAGAGCACAUUACAACCUUUGAUCACUUCUCUUCGCUCUGAAACUCAAAUGAUGCAUUAAAGUGGGAAUGCGAUAACCCCAAGCCAACGGCUAAUAAUUAUUACAAACUGAGACCACCAUGUGCAUGGGAGGCUUUGAUAUCAGACAACCUUAUCGAUGAGGUUUUUAAUUUCUGUUUGGUUGAAUUUAGUUCUGUUUUAUUUAAUCGGAUCCAAACGUAUUCAGAUGUCUGCAAGUGUUGGUACUACGGUGUGAGACAACUGCAGCCUUGCAGAAUGAAGCACGUGACUGCAGUUAUUGAAAUGUGUAACCAACGAAACCAGAGCUUUCAGCAUUAAUUCUGCCAAAUCAUUAACGUGGCGAAGUUGCACGUGGUCUGUCAAAGCUUUCAGUAGUGCCGAAUUGAACGGGGAAACAUCAUAGCAUUCCGAAUAUAGGUGAGUUUUACACAAAAGUUUCCUCUCUUUUAAAUUGUCGUAAGUGCGACACUAUUUUCCUAACAUAGUCAGAACUUUCAAAACACUUUAUUUGAUUUAGUUAUUUCUCGAUUACU
This is a messenger RNA of Orbicella faveolata, 1961 nucleotides long. RefSeq lists its product as uncharacterized. The record is from RefSeq and is a predicted model, not a curated record. Lineage: Eukaryota; Metazoa; Cnidaria; Anthozoa; Scleractinia; Merulinidae.